Molecule: messenger RNA, 1670 nt
Organism: Mytilus californianus (California mussel)
Lineage: Eukaryota; Metazoa; Mollusca; Bivalvia; Mytilida; Mytilidae
Product: neurogenic locus notch homolog protein 1-like
Exons: 12
Coding region: 94-1371 (425 amino acids)
Biological process (GO): establishment or maintenance of epithelial cell apical/basal polarity; heterophilic cell-cell adhesion
Cellular component (GO): plasma membrane; protein-containing complex
Molecular function (GO): carbohydrate binding
Source: RefSeq, a predicted model, not a curated record
UGAUUGGUCUCUUCAGGAGUACUGUUUGUGAUUAUUUUGCAUAUAAAUAGACCAGUAACAACUAAGUCAAACAGCUCUACACAAAGACGUAUCAUGGGUGUAUUACAAGCAUUGGUCCUCACGGUAAUGUUAGCUGGCAGUCAAGGCCACAGAAAUAAUUGGUGGAAUAUAUGGGAUAUUGACGACACCUAUAAAUACCAGAACACAGAAUUCUGCUUUGAAGGAGGAGAAGCAGAUCUUGAAUGUCACGACGGCUAUUUGAUCGAUGUCAAUUGGGCAGUGUACAAAAGCCGUUAUUAUCGAUAUAAUCGUUGCAGCGACCCAAAUGCUUCACAAAAGGUCAAGGCCCUUUGUGACGGAUUGACUAGUUGUACUUUUACGUGCGAUGAUCAGUUAUUCAAUGAUACCACUUGUAACAACUUAAACGAGAGAUUAACUGUUUGUUAUAAAUGUGUGCCUGAUCCAUGUGACUCGUUUUACUGUGCUAAUGGCGGGAUGUGUAAGUUGGGGUCAGAUCUAGAGCCUAUGUGUCAAUGUUUCGGAGACUGGAAUGGAACUCAUUGCGACGAAAAUCCUUGCAACGACAUGAUGUGUACAAAUGGAUCUUGUUUGGUGAACGCUACAACUGGUACAGCACAGUGUUGUUCUUCAGAGGAGUCAACUGAAAAUCCAUGCGAUGAAAUUAUGUGUCAAAACAAUGGGACGUGUCUUGUCAGCCCGACAAAUGGGACUGCUCAGUGUUGCUGUGCUGAGGGUUUUAUGGGGUCUAUGUGUGAAACCCAAGUUGACGCCUGUACAAACAAUCCUUGUGGUAAUGAUGGAAAUUGUAGCGUCAGCACCUUAGGAAUAGCACAAUGUUCUUGUCUGGAUGGAUUUGGUGGACCUCGAUGCAACAUUGAUUGUAAUCAGCGGUUGCCAUGUGCGGACGGAUUCCGGGAGAUACCAUUUGGAUCUGGGAACUGUUACUUUAUCUGUCCUACAGAUUCGGAGUCAUGGCUUGCAGCUGAGCUGACUUGCCUGUUACUUAAUGCCUCACUAUGGGAACCUAAUGACGCUGCAGAAGAAGCAAACGUGGUAGCAGUAUUAAAUGGUCUCGGUGCUUCUGAGACAUACUGGACAGGAGGUUUUGAUGGAAUACAGGAAGGUACCACUGUAGUUGUUGGUUCAGGAUCAAGUUUCAAUCGACCAACUGUUGGAACCAAUACUGCUACAAAAGACUGUGUUGAUAUUGAGAGGGAAAGUGCUGUGUCGGGUUGGCAAUUUCAAUACAAAACAUGUACUACCACUACAAGAAAGUGUAUUUGUGAAGCACUGAAUCCUUGCCAGCUAACACCGGCACCAAUCAUUCCAGUGUUCGGUACUCCUUCUUAAAUUGUGGUCAGAUUUAUAAUGGGUUAAUUUUCAUUAAAAAAACUUUAUUAUGCAUAUUAUAUUUUAAGAAGUUUCACCUAAUAUUGCUUUGUUUAUUUCUGAACUAUAAAUACAAGUGCAUGUUAGAAAAGUGAUGAUGUGUAAUUUUAUAGACUUACAAAACAAAUACAUUUAUAACUGUUACAAAAUAUCAUUUAUUCAUUUUGUUUCAGUGAUUUACAAAAAUAUGUCUUUAAAUUCGUUUUACUUGAGAUUAUCAUCUCUAUAUUGAUUCUCAAUAAAUCUAUAUGUUAAAUUUA